Triplophysa dalaica is the source of this 5293-nucleotide messenger RNA. It is a transcript of the gene pgbd5, whose product is annotated as piggyBac transposable element derived 5. The record is from RefSeq and is a predicted model, not a curated record. NCBI's taxonomy places the organism in Eukaryota, Metazoa, Chordata, Actinopteri, Cypriniformes, Nemacheilidae. Gene Ontology annotation, molecular function: transposase activity. Bases 296 to 1855 code for a protein of 519 amino acids. The transcript has 7 exons. Gene Ontology annotation, biological process: non-replicative DNA transposition. Gene Ontology annotation, cellular component: nucleus.
CCCGGAUACACAGAUCAUCUGUGGAGGGGAGUGUUGUAGGGGUUCAGCUCGCAACUUGUAGGUAAUUCAGCACCACGGGGGGAGGGACAGCUCCCGGUGUAUUCACGUUGCGCCGAUGCUAUAAAGACGUGCACAGCUGGUCAUAGCAUAGAGGACGGUGAUACGCCCGCAAAGGGUCUGCGUUUAAAGGGACUGGGUCAAACUUGACUGCAUGCUGGAUUUUUCGGUUUUGAGGAGGUCACUUGCAUGUCCAAACUCGCCCGGCGUAGUAAACGCACACUGGGACUGACGAACGAUGGCGGAGUGUGGAAGGAAGGGACUGUCGCUCCUCGAGAAAGCGCGUUCUCGCUAUGAGAGCCUGCAGAUUUCCGACGAUGUGUUUGGGGAGUCCGGAGACGACAGCAGUGAAAACCCAUUUUAUAGUACAACGGGCGACUCGAAUUCGGACAACUACACGGAGUCAAAUGCAGACGAUGCCCGAGCGCGUGAAACUAGGAGUAGUCAGAGCUGCGGUCCCCCUGGGUCCGUCUCCAACGGCCAAGCGCAGGAGGAAGGAUGGACCGACGCACUACAGGACAUCAUCAUUCCCCACUAUCAGGACACACAUGGUCCGACACAGAAAAUGCCGGCUACAGCCACUGCAAUAGAUUUCUUCCAGCUGUUUGUUCCCGAUAACGUCAUCCAGAACAUGGUGAUCCAGACAAACAUGUAUGCCAAGAAGUACCAGGAGCGUUUCGGAAGCGAAGAAGGAUGGACCAACGUGACACUGGCCGAGAUGAAAGCCUUCCUGGGCUACGUGACUUCGACUGGCGUGAACCGCUGUGAGUCAGUGCUGAGCAUCUGGAGCAGUGGAUUCUUCAGCAACCGCAGCAUCGCGCUCAAAAUGAGCCAGGCACGCUUCGAGAAGAUCCUCAAGUACUUUCACAUCGUAGCCUUCCGCUCCAGUCAAGGUGGCAGUCAUGGCCUCUAUAAGAUCCAACCCUUUCUGGCCUCACUGCAACAGAGCUUCAGCUCCAGCUUCCGGCCAUCACAGACACAGGUACUCCAUGAGCCCUUGAUUGAUGAAGAUCCAGUGUUUAUUACCACAUGUACAGAGAGGGAGCUGCGCAAGAGGAAGAAGAGAAAGUUCAGCCUGUGGGUGCGACAGUGCAGCUCCACUGGUUUCAUCUGUCAGAUCUAUGUGCAUCUCAAGGAGGGUCCGGGUCCAGAUGGGUUGGACACACUAAAGAAUAAACCUCAGCUUCACAGUCUGGUGGCCAAACAGCUCUGUCAGAACCUGUCCGGCUGUAAUGCGAUCAUCUUUACUGGACCAAGCAUCACAAGUCUAAACUUGUUUCAGGAAUUUGAAAAACAAGGGAUCUACUGCUGCGGCUUGCUGAGCACCAGGAAGAGCGAUUGCACAGGUCUUCCUCAGUCUAUGCUGAUGAACACAGAGAGCCCACAGCAGCGCGGUCAGUCUCGCAUUAAAAUGAGAGGAAACAUGUCCAUAAUCAACUGGUACAACAAAGGCAACUUCAGGUUUCUCACUAAUGCCUACUCUCCGACCAAAGAAGGGGUGAUCAUUAAGAGGAAGAGUGGAGAAAUCCUUUGUCCCCUCGCUGUCGAGGCUUUCGCUGCACAUCUGAGUUACAUCUGCAAAUAUGAUGACAAAUACAGCAAGUACUUCAUUUUCCACAAGCCCAAUAAGACCUGGCAGCAGGUGUUUUGGCUGACCAUCAGCAUUGCCAUCAACAACGCUUACAUCCUUUACAAGAUGUCAGACGCCUACCACGUCAAACGCUACAGCCGGGCGCAGUUCGGUGAAAGGUUGGUCAAAGAGCUCCUGGACAUGGACGACUGCUCACCCACACAGUGAAGAAGUCACAUGCUGUCUCAUAAGAACACAAAAACCCACACUUACAUUAUUAAACACACACACACACAUCCUCAAGUUGUGUACUUCAGGGUUGUGUUUACUGUACACCCCAAUAUGUAAUAAAUACAUGUGCCAAGUUUGGUUAAAAUUCGAUGUUGCAAAUUCACAUUUCAGACACCGUGCUUCUGGAUUGUUAAAUAUCAGUGUACUGUACAUAAAUCACUACAGUCUCUGUAACACUUGCUGCAUGAGAAACAUGAAACGUGUAGAUGUGCAAUGAUUUUUCUCAAUAGAGUAAUAGUAGUGUUGAUGUAGUUUUGAACCCUGAGGUACGAUGUUUUGUGAUUUAGCUCUGUUUGUGGACACCAUAUCCAAGGCACUGACACACAUACUGUAUAUAUUUGGUGAUUGAGGGGUUUUAUCAACAAAAUGAGUGUACAUUCAUGUCAAAAGGGAGAUUUCCCAAAUAUCUGGGCAGUUUUCUAUUUUAUAUCACUUAAUAUUUAUAAGUUAUAUGUAUGUAUUAAUUUAUUAGUACUUUUUUAACCAGGCUAUAAGAUUAGUGGUUUAAACACUGCUGCAGGCGUUAUAUAAUAAAGCCACACAGAUAAUGAGAACUAUGCUUUCCCAAUACUUUUUGCACUUAGAUGUAGCUAAGAUGCAGAUUUGCUGGAUUCAUUUAAAACUGGUAUUUGGGUAGUUGACUAAUAUGCAAAUUUUGGGAAAAAAUGAAGUUAGAUCUCUUUUAUUUAUAUCAUAUAAAAUAGCAUAUGAUAUUUUUUAUGAUAAUAAUAUAAAUGCCUCAUUCAUUCAUAAAACAAUGUAAUAUUAACAGUUUGCUUUCUAACUUUUGCUGUCACACUAUUGGACACACGUACAAUUAUCAUCAGAUUUACAUUCUGUGACAUAACAUGCCAACAUGGAUAGUUCACCCAAAAAUCAAGAUUCUGUCAUCAUCAUCCUACAAUAGUUCCAAACCUGUAUAAAUGUCUUUGUUCUGGUGAACACAAAGUCAGAUAUUUGUAAGAAUGUCAGUAACCAAGGAAUCUCACCCCGCAUAUACUGCCAUGGUAGGGAAUAUAAAUACUAUGGGAGUCAAUGGGGGAUGAGAUCUAUCUGGUUACUGACAUACUAAAUAUCUUCCUUUGUGUUUAGUAGAACAAAUAAAUGUAUACAGGUUUGGAACAAAAAAUGAAAUGAAGACAGAAUUUGCAUUUAUGGGUGAACUGCCGUUUUAACUCUUUUUUUUUUUUUUUACUCUAAUGGCUUUCAUUAUUGAUAUCUUGUUUAUAUGGUUGGCAAAAAAAAGAUAUACAAGUCUUAUUUUUCCUUUAAAGAAAAGGCCCGAUAUAGAAUACCAAAAAGAAUGUACAUAUGACUUCUAAUAAUUUAUAUAUUUUAAUAUGUGUGUAAUAAUGUGCAUAAAAAAAUGGGGAAGUGCUGUGUUUAAGAAUGAUUCAAAAAACGAAUGAUAACGAGAGAUAAAACGAUUAACUAGAAUGUCUUUCUACUUUUAACAGGUUGUAUUUUAUGAGGUUGCCAGAUCAGUCAAAAAUGAUCAUUCUGUACAUUGCUUUAUUUUAACUGAAGUGAUGGCAUGUUACAAUCACAGCUGUUUAUCCAUGGCAUCAUUUAUCCUUUCAAAGAACAGAAACUGAAUGAAUUCACAAUGAUUUAUUUUGAUAAUUUCCCUCAGGUUAUAACUUUAAUCAACCGUCUCCCCUCUUUAUCACUGUGCUGUAUUCAUACUGGAUAAUAAACACUGUAAGGGACAGAUGUACAUAGCUAGCGGAUUUGUGUCACAGACGUUUGGGAAAUGAACCCACAAUAGAUGAAAUUAAACAUUUCCAUUGCUUCCCCUGUUGUUAACUGUGUGCACCUGCUGUCAUUCUUUGUGGGGAUGCAGAGGAACACUGAACACUAACAACCCAAUUAACAUGUAUUUCAAUAAGUUUGUCAAAGAGACGACUCCUUAAAGCUUCAUACCGAGUGUGUACUCUAAAAGGUCAACAACUGCUGAAAGGAUAUAAAUGCCAUAUUUUUUACCUGUAUCUUUUGUUUUUAAUCAAGACGAAAGCAAUGUUUUAUCUUUCCAGAAAAUGUGUUAUGAAUGUCAUAAACAUUGUCACCAUAACUUUGGUUGCACAUCAUUGUAAGAUUUUUGUACAUGUGAUCUAAACUACGGCCAAUAAUCGAUAAUUGCCACCUGUGUUUAUGUACAGUAGUCUAAUAGGAAACAAAAGCACCUUUUGUUUUUAUGUACCACACUCCAUCUUUAAGUAAAUCAUUUAAUCGAAAGUGAAGAGGAUGAUAGAUUGAAGUGAUGGUUUAAACUGUAUGACCCUACCAUAACCCUAUCUUGGGUGACCAUAGGGUUUUGUAAAUACAAGUUAUACUGUUGUGCAAUAGUAAGAGAAAGAUUUGGGUGCUAUGAACAUCUCUGCCAAGAACAUGUGAGCCAGUGAAAACAGCAAACUAAUGAAAGUUCCUACUGGUGCAGUACAUAAAUAGCCCUUCCAAAAGACAACGCUACUGUACCGGCCGCUAAUGUUAUACAGUAUGAUAUAGGGCCAGCUUUGAAUGGCAUUAUAGCAAUUAAACAAAACUGACCUUUUAAUAAAAGAAAACAGCUGUGGCUAUUAUAAAACAUGUGUUCAUUUAAAUGCUCAUUUAACGGACCAAAAUCGUCAAUAACAACCUAACAGGAACCCUGCUGGACGUGUAUCUAUUCAUGUAUGAAUGUUGUGAAUGUGCGGUGUCCUGCUGUACAGUAUAAUGCUUGUUGUAACUUCACUGUGAAUGCUGAAAAAAGGUGUACGGAAGGGUAUCUGUCUGUCCGUGUGAUGAUGUGUAAUCUGUCAUUUUUACUAUCGCUGUCCGGUCACCAAACUGAUGUAUACCCCAGCUCUCUGCCUCCGUGCGAGUUUACACCUAUUUGCACACUAAUAAAUGUUGUUUAUAAAGAUUUUUCUGCACUACUUGGUUGCAACAUUUAUAUGGAAUUCUACAUGCAAAAUGUACAUUGUAAAAAAAAUAACGGCAGGGGCGCCAAAAUAUUCUGCAAAAUAACAGUUCUUUCUUGUAAAAGUACAUGGUUUUCCUGUUUUUCUUGUAAAUUUACGGUCUUUUUCUGUAAUGUGAAAUGUCUUGAUCAUAUUUCCAAAAAUACUGUAAAAAAAUUAUGGAAUAAAAUGAACAUUUUCCAGCAGCUGGGGUACCAGAAAUAUACCAUAAAAAACAUUUUCCCCCAUAAAAUGACCGUAUUUCUAAAAUACGCAAAACAUCUGUUAAUAACAUUAAACAGUAAAAAAACUGUUAACAGUAACAUUUGUGAAAAAUCUGUAAUAACUCCAAUAUUUGUGAAAAUACAACAUUGUAUAUUGAAUGGCGCUUUGUCAGCAUUACAAUUCAAUUAUUCUGUUGGAAAUUACACUGAAU